Messenger RNA from Ricinus communis (castor bean), 823 nucleotides. Its product is annotated as cytochrome b5. Lineage: Eukaryota; Viridiplantae; Streptophyta; Magnoliopsida; Malpighiales; Euphorbiaceae. Bases 177 to 581 code for a protein of 134 amino acids. Gene Ontology annotation, molecular function: heme binding. Gene Ontology annotation, cellular component: membrane; intracellular membrane-bounded organelle. The transcript has 4 exons. The record is from RefSeq and is a predicted model, not a curated record.
CUACUUCAGGACAAAAUCGUAAAUGUCAUGGUCUUAAUAACACUACCUAAUUAAGAUUUUGGUAAAUAAAAGCAGCCCCGGUACCAGUAUCAGUUUUGACAAAAACAAGGCAAGGCAGAGAGAGAGAGAGAGAGAGGGAGAGAGAGGGACAGAGUUAGAGUCUUAAGGGGAAAUAGAUGGCUUCAGAUCCAAAGAUAUUAAACUUCGAAGAGGUGGCUAAACACAACAAACUCAAGGAUUGCUGGCUUGUUAUCUCUGGCAAGGUUUACGAUGUCACCCCAUUCAUGGAUGAUCAUCCUGGAGGAGAUGAUGUUUUACUGUCAUCGACUGGGAAAGACGCAACAAAUGAUUUUGAAGAUGUGGGUCAUAGUGACUCGGCCAGAGAUAUGAUGGAAAAAUACUACAUUGGUGAAAUAGAUUCAGCCACUAUUCCGCUAAGACGCACCCACAUUCCUAAACCACAAGCCAACUACAAUCAAGACAAGAGUUCAGAGUUUCUAAUAAAGAUCUUGCAGUUUCUUGUGCCACUGUUGAUCUUAGGCUUAGCCUUCGCAGUCCGACACUACACCAAGAAAGAGUAGGCUUUGCCCAGUACUCUAUUUUAAGGGAAAACUGUGUUUGCACUCUUUAAAUUUCCAAACUUUCUUCCUUUUUUCUUUUUUCUCUAAAUUUACCUGCAAUACUGUCACAAUAUUCAUAGUUCCCUAGGGACCAUAAUAUCAAGGAGUUCAUUUCAAAGAAGCUGUAGUAUUAUUGGUGAUAGGACAUUGUUUGCCUCUGUUGGAUUAUAAACGCGUUUACAUUUCAUUUUGUUGGAUGAUAA